Molecule: messenger RNA, 1896 nt
Organism: Acanthosepion pharaonis
Lineage: Eukaryota; Metazoa; Mollusca; Cephalopoda; Sepiida; Sepiidae
Source: the annotation of a GenBank genome assembly
AUGUUUAACGAGAUUGCCUGUGAAAAAGUUACCUGUCCACUUCUGACGCAGCCACUCGACGGUGACAUUUCAACUAACGCUAAUACUUACAACACAACCGUAUACAUCUGGUGUUCCCGCGGUUUUACUCUUAAUGGUACAGAUAAACUGUCAUGUGAAGAAAAUGGUCUUUGGAACUUGCCACCACCGACAUGUCACGUGUCAUACUGUCGCCCGAUUUCGCCACCCCAACAUGGUUCCGUGUCUAGUCAGGAAGUAAUAUCUGUUAAUCAAACGAUUGAAUUUAGCUGCGAAAGUGAAUAUUCUUUAAUAGGAGAUGCCGUUCUACGAUGUCAAGAAGACGGCCGGUGGAAUACCGCGGCACCAGUUUGCAAGAAGAUGUGUGCUUUGCCUAAUAUUACAAGUCAAUCGGAAGGUGUACGCUUGCUUCCCGGAUUUAAGGAACUUCCGGUCGGUUCUCUGCUCCAACAGGGACAACGCGUCAUUUUCUCCUGCAAACCUGGCUACACAGUAUCUUCAUCCGGACUUUCCACCUGCAUUGGGGGAACCUGGAGACCACCGAUUACCUGCAGAAAAAUGUGUGCCGCGGUAGAAAUAACGAACGGGAAAUACAAUUUAUCGAAAAAUUACUCUACUAUUGAAUAUUCUUGUCUGCCUGGAUACCAGCUCAUCGGUCGGCAAAAACUAACGUGUAUGUCUAACGUAACGUGGGACAGUGAAGCCCCUAUCUGCACCAAAAUGUGUACGCUUUCUAAACGGAACGAAGUGUUGUCUUUCCGCCAAAAACCAACAUUAUUUCAGACAUGUGAUCGAUACUACCAAACGGACAAAAAAAAUGAAUCUUUACAAAUUCAAUGCAAAUAUAAAAAAUGGAUCUUUAACGAGAUUGGCUGUGAAAAAGUUACCUGCCCUCUUCUGACACCGCCACCCGGCGGUUACAUUUCAACUAACGCCAAUACUUUCAACACAACAGUAUAUUUCUGGUGUUCCCGCGGUUUCAGUAUUAACGGUACAGAUAAACUGUCCUGUGAAGAAAAUGGUCGCUGGAACUUGCCACCACCGACAUGUCACGUGUCAUACUGUCACCCGAUUCCACCACCCCGAUAUGGUUCCGUGUCCAGCCAGGAAGAAAUAGCUGUCAAUCAAACUAUUGAAUUUAGCUGCCAAAAUGAAUAUUCUUUAAUCGGAGAUGCCAUUCUACGAUGUCAAGACGAUGGCAGAUGGAAUACUGUGGCACCAGUUUGCAAGAAGAUGUGUACUGUUCCUAAUAUUACAAGUCAAUCGGAAGGUAUACGCUUGAUUCCCGGAUUUAAGGAACUUUCGGUCGGUUCUCUGCUCGAACAGAGCCAACGUGUCAUUUUCUCCUGCAAACCUGGCUAUACAGUAUCUUCAUCUGGUCUUUCCACCUGCAUUGGGGGAACCUGGAGACCACCGAUUACCUGCAGAAAAAUGUGUGCCGCGGUAGAAAUAACGAACGGGAAAUAUAGUUUAUCGAAAGAUUACUCUACUAUUGAAUAUUCUUGUCUGCCUGGAUACCAGCUCGUCGGUCGGCAAAAACUAACGUGUAUGUCUAACGGUAUACACUUUUUUAACGAAAUAUUGAAAAUACAUCUAUCUAUCUAUCUAUCCACGGGACAACGUGUCAUUUUCUCCUGCAAACCUGGCUACACAGUACCUUCAUCUGGUCUUUCAACCUGCAUUGGGGGAACCUGGAGACCACCGAUUACCUGCAGAAAAAUGUGUGCCGCGGUAGAAAUAACGAACGGGAAAUACAAUCUAUCGAAAGAUUACUCCACUAUUGAAUAUUCUUGUCUGCCUGGAUACCAGCUCGUCGAGCAUAUUUCUUCAUAUCUAUCUAUCUAUCUAUCUAUCUAUCUAUCUAUCUAUCUAUAUUAG